Paramuricea clavata is the source of this 2004-nucleotide messenger RNA. The record is from the annotation of a GenBank genome assembly. Lineage: Eukaryota; Metazoa; Cnidaria; Anthozoa; Malacalcyonacea; Plexauridae.
AUGACAUUCAAGUAUAAAGGCAACCCCUGUAUUACGUCUGCGAUAAGGGAUGAAAUGAAUAUCCGGGAUAAGUUACUGAGGAGAGCGCGAAGAACGAGAUUAGAGAGUGACUGGUUGAUUUUGAGAGCUAAAAGAAAAGAGGUUAAGAGAAUGAUAAGAAACUCUGAAAUUGAGUUUGUUCAAAAUAGGAUUUCCGAAUGCCAUGGGAAGCCUGGAGCUAUGUGGAAGAUUAUACGUAAUUAUGCCCCAACAUCUAGAGCGUCUGCAUCUACAGUCCAAUAUACCAAAGAUACUCGGGCGACAGCCGAUGAGUUUAAUGAUUACUUCACCUCUGUUGGCCAGAACACGGCAGAAACUGUUCUUAAUUUAGCCAGUGAGUACAAUAUAGAUAUUUCUUCAAAUACAGCUCCACCCGUUACACUUGUGUCAGAACAGUUUGAAUUUAAACCAAUAACUCAACAUGACCUUGAGACUUGCAUUGGUAAAAUGCCUGCGAAUAAAUCGCCCGGAGCUGACAAGAUUCCUAUGAAACUUUUUCAUGACUGUCUGUCCAACAUUUCCUCUCCAUUGACAGAUAUUAUAAACCAGUCAUUUGAAACAUCAGUGUUUCCAGAGGACUGGAAAUACACGGUAGUUGUACCUCAUCUCAAGGAAGGGGACCAUGAAGAUGCCAGAAACAAUCGUCCAAUAUCACUUUCACAAUCUGCUUCUAAGAUAUGUGAGAGAAUUGCCUUAAAUCAAUUUAUGAAUUACUUGGAUGCAAAUGACUUACUCACAAAUCACCAGAGUGGGAACAAAAAAUAUAACUCAACAGAAACGCUGAAUAUCCAUGUUACUGAUUUUAUACUUAAAGCUAUGGAUAAAAAACAGAUGACCGUGCUAGUCCUGUUGGAUCUAAGUAAGGCUUAUGAUAGUAUAAACCAUGAUUUACUUCUUGGCAAACUCAGAAGCCUAGGAGUAUCGCCAUCAGCACUUAGAUGGUUUUAUAGUUAUCUAACAGGCAGGAGACAAGCCGUACGCAUUGGAUCAACUUUGUCCAGUAAGCUACCGAUAAAAAAUGGGGUUCCACAAGGUUCAAUUCUUGGACCUAUCUUGUUCAGCUUGUAUAUUAAUGACUUACCUACUGUUGCACAGCACUGUAACAUUGAAUCGUAUGUAGAUGAUUCCAAACUAUUUUUGGCUUUCUCCUUAAACGAAUUAGAUGAUGCUGUAACCAAAGUUAACCAAGAUCUUAAGUUGACCUUUGAAUGGUGUUGCACCAACUACCUACUUAUCAAUCCUACUAAGACAAAGGUAAUGGUAUUUGGAGUACCCCAACUUGUUUCCAAGUUACCUCAGGAUAUAACAUUUACUCUAAUGGACAAACAACUUACAAUUUCAUCAAAUGCGAAAGACCUUGGUGUCACAUUGGACCCAUAUCUGAACUAUAACGAUCAUGUAGCUAACGUAGUGUCCUCUUGUAUGAGCGCAUUGGUACAAAUAAACAGAGUUCGCCACCUAUUUAAGCGUGAAAUUUUAAUCAAAAUCAUAAAUUGUUUGGUAUUCAGUAAAUUAUAUUACUGUUCCUCAGUGUGGGCAUCAACAUCUGAAACGAAUAUUGGAAAGCUUCAGUGUGUUCAAAAUUUCGCUGCUAGGAUAGUAACUGGAACGAAAAAGUUUGAACAUAUUACUCCCAUUUUAAAAGACCUGAAGUGGCUGCCGGUUGCAAUGGAACUUUAUAUUAGGGAUGCUGUCAUGACAUUUAAAUGUGUAAAUGACCUUGCGCCAUCUUAUCUGUGUGGGAAAUUGAAUAAAAGACAACAAAUAAGUGGUCGUAUAACCAGACAAUCAAAUGACUUUCAGAUACCCAAAUGCAGAACUGCAACAGGGCAGAAGUCUUUUGAGUAUCGCUCUGUAUCUAUUUGGAAUUCGCUCAGCCCAACUGCCAAACAGUUGUCCUCAAUUAAACAUUUUAAACAUUAUCUUAAGAAACAUUUUCUUAAUAUAUUUUUAAAAAGUACCUAG